AUGUCGACAUCAUUCGAUGAUUAUAUCUACUAUUUAUCAUUAAUACAAAAGAAUCUAUAUGCAUACGGUGGUCCAAUUGUUGUUAUUCUCGGUACAAUAUGUUGUACAAUCAGUUUGUUAGUCUUCUCUCAAAAGAAACUGCGCAAAAAUCCAUGUGCUAUGUAUUUAAUCGCAGUUAACAUAUCGAAUUUCUUAUAUAUUUAUUUAUCAAUAUUGAUAGUGAUCUUAGCAUUGGGUUAUAAUAUCGAUCUAAGUUCAUAUAACAUUAUUAUUUGUCGAUUUAUUUACUAUUUUUCUCUAUUGUUCGAUGGUCUUAGUUCAUUUUACUUGAUCUUAGCUUCGAUUGACCGAGUUUUAGUCACCUCAGUCAGUGCUCUGACACGACAACGAAGCACUCGUCGUUUGGCUAUUGCGUCUCUUACAUUGGGAACAAUAUUCUGGAUGGUAUUCCACUGUCACACAUUCAUUUUCAUCAUCAAGCAAGAAUUAGCACCGGGUUACUUUAUUUGCUACUUCCAAGCAGGUUUAUAUGCGGCUCUUGUUGGAUACUACUCAACCAUCAUCAAGGGAAUUCUCACGUCUUUAUUAUUGAUUAUCUUCGGACUUUGGACACGGAAAAAUCUUCGUAAUAUCCACCACCGACAAGUCGCUCCUCCAGGCGCUACAAACAUGCAUCCAAUCGGUCAAAAUGACACAACAGUUCACUUAAAGAACCGUCAAUUUGCUCUGAUGUUAUUGAUGGAGAUCUUGAUUUACAUUACCUUCACGUCGAUGUUAUCUAUCAUCGGUGUCUAUCAGCAAAUAGCCAAGAACGAAGCGCAAACAGCGUUCAAUUAUUUCAUUCGCAUUAUCGGCACUUUUGUUUCGUACACGCCAAUAUUCGCAAAUUUCCUCGGAAAUUUGUUCAUUUCAAAAACCUUUCGGUCGGAAGUGAGACGAAUAUUUUCGUGUCAAUGA
Molecule: messenger RNA, 957 nt
Organism: Adineta ricciae
Lineage: Eukaryota; Metazoa; Rotifera; Eurotatoria; Adinetida; Adinetidae
Source: the annotation of a GenBank genome assembly